This is a messenger RNA of Schizophyllum commune H4-8, 1713 nucleotides long. Its product is annotated as pseudouridine synthase. Gene Ontology annotation, biological process: tRNA modification; mRNA pseudouridine synthesis. Gene Ontology annotation, cellular component: mitochondrion. The transcript has 8 exons. The coding region runs from base 14 to 1309 and encodes 431 amino acids. Lineage: Eukaryota; Fungi; Basidiomycota; Agaricomycetes; Agaricales; Schizophyllaceae. Gene Ontology annotation, molecular function: pseudouridine synthase activity; RNA binding. The record is from RefSeq and is a predicted model, not a curated record.
AAGGCUGCACACAAUGCCCAAGGUUGCAACCAACGCUUACCCCGUCUCGGGGCUCUUCGCCAUCGCGAAGCCAUCGGGGCCGACGUCCAUGUCGCUUUUGAACGACCUGCAGCCGCUGAUUGCGACGAGCAAGCUGUUCGUCAGCGAGGACAAGAUCAAGGAAUUGAAGAAGAAUAAGAAGCCGAGCAGCAAGAAGUACAGGCAGGCUGUAAAGAUCGGGCAAGGGGGAACUCUUGACCCCCUCGCUGACGGAGUUCUUGUUGUCGGAAUAGGCAAGGGGACCAAGAAGCUCAACGAGUUCUUGCUAUGCUCAAAGGAAUAUCGGACGACGGCUCUCCUCGGGUGCGAGACAGAUACAUACGAUAGCGAGGGCUCGCAAGUACGGCAGGCGCACUGGCGGCAUGUCACACGCGAAGCGGUCGAAGCUGCGAUCCCGCAAUUCGUGGGGGAGAUCCUGCAGACACCACCAAUCUUCUCCGCGCUCAAAAUGGAGGGCAAACCUUUGUACGAAUACGCCCGUAACGGCAUACCGCUCCCGCGGCCUAUAGAAGCACGAAAGGUCACGGUACACUCCCUCGAGGUCGACGAAUGGCUUGGGUCAAAACACGCGUUUAAGCUACCCGAGAAGCGGCUGACAGACGCGGAGCGCGAGAAAUUGGAGGCAGCGCUACGCGGAAUACAGCCGGAUGCGAAGGUGCAGGACGAGCCCGAGCCUGCACCGACAGAAGCAGCGAAUGCCACCGAGGAUGCUGCCGCUCCCGCCGUCGACUCUAGCACUGCUCAAGCCAGCGCAGAAGAGACGGCGAGUGCUCCUACAGCCGCCGCGGAACCGAAGGACACUUUGGAGCAUCCCACUGCCUUUAGCCUCAAGAUGACUGUCUCCUCCGGCACCUAUGUUCGCACGAUUGUGCACGACUUGGCGCAUGCAGUAGGGAGCGCAGGACAUGUCGUGGUACUAACGAGGACACGACAGGGUCGCUUUAAACUGGGUGACUCAGUCGCCUCGCGAACCACCCCCGGUGCGCCCAAAGAGACAGCAGAGGCAAGCUCCUCUGCCGCUACCGAGGGCGCCGCCGAUGAUGCGCCCUCUACCGCCGAGGAGCCCUCGACCUCUACAGUCGAAGGCGCCGCUCAGAAUGCCGCACCCGCAGCUGCCACUUCCGAUGCUACACUCGAGCCCUCGCCAACCACUGUUGCGAUUCCCUGGACCAUCUUCGAGCGUGCCAUUAAAGGCGAGGACGGCCCGCCGGACGCGGAGGGCUGGCGUGAAUGGGAGAGGGAGGUCAUGGCAAAAAUGGAGGUGGUAUAGAGCGAGGUGCGAUAUGACUGUGUAUAUCAGGCAGUAAGACGAGUAAUCAUGAGCAGCUGAUGUGCGCGGAAAGCUACCGAAUUUGUAGUAUAGCGUUCAACUGAGCAACUCUUGCUCGUUCGACAUCACGACUUGCUCAUGCCUAUCACGUUUUGGUCGCGUUCAAGAGCUUCUAUCUGGAGAAUGGCCCGGAUCGACCGGCGCGAACGGGAAUUCGGCGCGGGGGUAUGUGUUCAAAUAAGCGCCCUGACGACGACAGCCAGGUCUUGCGGGACAUCGGCACGGUUCUGUUGACGAUCGACAGCUGGCUCAUUAGGUUGUCGCCCGAUACCGGUGAAUAGAGGAAAGAGACCGGUGAAUAGCCGUGAGUAGGAGAACCACCGCCGAGCGACUUGGCUUGCGAG